Aspergillus eucalypticola CBS 122712 is the source of this 961-nucleotide messenger RNA. RefSeq lists its product as uncharacterized. The transcript is spliced from 2 exons. Lineage: Eukaryota; Fungi; Ascomycota; Eurotiomycetes; Eurotiales; Aspergillaceae. The record is from RefSeq and is a predicted model, not a curated record. The coding region runs from base 379 to 948 and encodes 189 amino acids.
AGCGGUGGUGGUAUCAACUUAGCCUGAGAGGACUAGUUACCUCCUAGCAGAAAGCAAACUUCCAGAAUUUAAGAAAUAAGUGGCGUGCAAAAUCCAAUUCAUGGCUGGAUCUUAUCUUGAGACGCGAUUCUGCAAAACGCGUGGUAUUUCCCCCGCGACAUCUAUCCAGCCCUUCCAUUCCGCACGUCGGGAAAGUCUCAUCGCACAGGGGGUCCGGGGCAACGGCGAGGAGUAUAUGUAGGCUCGAUUGUCUCGUCAAAUUUUCAAAUCAAAUAUCACCUCAAACUUACUCCUCAAAGUACUUGACCUGUUCCCAUUACCCUUUCAUACUUCUACACUUGAUUUUUAUACCACAUCGCACUGCCCUCUCACAACACCAUGCACACCAAGACGCCAUCAUUGACCUGCAUGGUCCUCACAUUCCUUACCUUCUCUUCUCUCACCCUCGCAUAUCCUGUAUCUAUAUCGAAGAAGGACGUUGUAUCGAGAGCGGUGAGUUCAAGAUCUCCUGACCCGCGAAUGAUCCCUCAAGCCGAUACCCCCGACGACGAAAACAGUGAUCUUAUCGACACACUCUUUGACUCUAUCGGACUUCAUGACUUGACGAAGCUCAACCACUGGAAGUCAGACAAUGAGCCUGAUAAGUCUGAUCAGCCUGAUGUCAUUGAUGACAGCAACAGCCCUACAAAGACCGUGACCAGCCAAAACAACGAUGUCGAUCAAGAUGAUGACAAGGCGACGGACAAUGGGAAGGAUUCCAAUAAGGUUGCCGAUGACUCAACCUCCCAAAAUUACGAGAAAAACUCUGACGACAGCAAGAACAGUAAAGGUAACACCCUUCCGAACCCUGCAUCGGACGCUUCAGGGUUCGCGAAGGCCUUGAUGCAGAAGAUACAGAACGCGGUCAAGGAUGCUCUGGAUAGCAGCGACGAGCACACGCUUCACUGAGCCAUACUGAGAG